Messenger RNA from Staurois parvus, 315 nucleotides. The record is from the annotation of a GenBank genome assembly. NCBI's taxonomy places the organism in Eukaryota, Metazoa, Chordata, Amphibia, Anura, Ranidae.
CUAAUGUUUUCCUAUGUGUCCAUGUACACAUCGUCAUUUACAGGCAGUUGAGUUUACAGUAGUUUUUUUGAAUAGAGAAAACUUGCGUUCAGCAGUAGAUUUUAUCAGCGUUUCAAACGCUUUUAUAAACCUGUCCCCCGCCAUUUUAUAAGCGUUUGCGUUUAGAAGCAUUUUUUAAUUGUUCCAUGUCCAGAUGCUGUCCAGAGUCUUUUUUCAUCAUCAGAAAUGCAUGCAAAGUGUUUUCCAUGUAUUCAAAUGGACCUAGCACACCAGCGCAGUCAGUUCCAGGUUUUGCACGAAGGAAAAAAUGGUAGA